Molecule: messenger RNA, 5504 nt
Organism: Bursaphelenchus okinawaensis
Lineage: Eukaryota; Metazoa; Nematoda; Chromadorea; Rhabditida; Aphelenchoididae
Source: the annotation of a GenBank genome assembly
AUGCAAGGCAAGCCAAGGCAAGGGAAGGCAAGGCAAGGCAAGGCAAGGCAAGGCGAGGCGAGGCAAAACAAGACAAGACAAGUCAAGGCAAAUAAAGGCAAGCCAACGCAAUGCACAAGAUACGACAAGGCAGGGCUUAGCAUGGCAUGGCAGAGUAGGAAGGAUACUGUACGGUAUGGUAAAGUAGGGUAGAGUGAAAAAGAUCCAAGGUCACUAUCCUAAAAAUAUAAAACAAGAUCCACCGUAUGAAGGCGACAAAUAAAAAUUGGGUACUAAUAUUUCCCGACACAAACGACUCUGCCUCUAUCAAGUUAUGACCCAACCCAAUAAACUUGUCAACCCUAAACCCGUCGCGUCUUGAAGACCGUCGAAAAGAACGUGGAGCGAAUAAUUGAAUGUGUGUUUUGCCUACCGGCCGUUGCCCUUAUAAAAGGCGGGGCGGAACCGGCCGCAAACUCGAUGCCGGCGAACGAGAUGGAAGGUUAGGUUCGUCUUGUGGGCGCUUCGUCGUGUAUAUUGCCUUUUCUCCAGGAUAAGACCAUGUAUUCUUAUGGUCGUGUCCCGCGGGAAAUCUUCUUGUUUACUUACUUAUACUCGUCAGUGUGUUUUUCGUUAUGCCUUCUGGAGUUGAUAGGUGGAAGCGAGCGGGAGGAACCGAGUCAAUUUGAAAUUGGAGCUUAAUUAUCCAUCUUGUCACAUGUUGAUUUUUGGAAUGUUAUGAAGUUGUUUGAGGAAAAUUCUAGGCAUUGUUCGGAUAUUGAUCUAGGAAGAUUUGGGUGUCAGUUAUGAUAUUGUUUUAGAAAGUUUUUGUGAUAGUUGAGAUGUUGUGAUAGGGUGGUUUUAUGUAAAGCUCAAAGAGUAUUUCUGUAUGAUGGUGGAAUUUCUGAAAAGAGUUUUGUAUAGAGUUGGUGGUUCAUAAGGUUGAUUUGUGAAAAGUCAGUAAUAAAUUUAAUGUUUUUUUUUGUAAGACGAUUUGAUGGUCUUUGGUUUACUGUAAUAACUUAAAAUGUUAGGAAAAAUAGUUGUAGCCUUAGCCCUAGCAUUAUUUCUAGUCUUGGCUUGAGCUCUAGCUCUGCUUUCAGCCCUAGCCUUAGUUCUAAUCUUGACCAUACUUCUUCGUUAGCUUUUUACUGGCUUUGGUUUACUGUAGUAAAUUUAGGAAACUAGUCCUAGCCUUGCUCUAGUUCUACCCGUAGUGUUAGCUAGGCGUGAGGAACGGCCUGAAAAUCAAGACCGGCCUGUUUGCACAAAAAAGAAUUUUUGGGCCGGGCCUGAGCAAAAUUUUGAUCAGGCCGGGCCUAACGCUCAGGCGGGAGCCGGCCUGUUUUCUAUGUCUAGUGUUAGCUUAAGCUUCAGAAUGGUUUAGCUUUACCCUAGCUCUACCCUAGAUUUUGAUUAGCUUCGUUUUACUGCAGUAAAUUAGGUAAAUUAGUUCUAGUCUUGCUUCUAACCUUACCUCUGGUUUCAGCCUUGACCCGAGCAUAGCCUAGGUCGCUCAACUAAGUGAACACUUAUGUUUUGUCUGUCUACAAUGACAAACAUAAUGUGAUAUUACGAGUUUAAUCAAAAACAGAUCAAAUUUCAAUCCUAGAGUUGCUAAAUACUUUCUUAUAUGAGCUCCAUGGCUAAAUUUUACGUCUCAUUUUACUAGUAAAAUGACCAAUUUCUUGGGAAACAUUAAAUUAGGUUGAAAAUUGUUUUAGCUACAGUGAAACCUCUGUACAACGAAUCUCUAGGGGAUUUACAAUUUGUUCGUUAUGCAGAGGUUUUGUUAUAUAGGGGUUCCUUAUAUAAUUCUUAUAAAUUCUGAAGUUGAUAUGAAAUGCAGAAUACAUAAACACAUCAAGCUUACGAAGAAGUAAUUUACGUAAUGAUGUGCAGAGAUCAUAUUGAAACCUAAAAAACUUUGAAAAUACGCAAUUUAUGUGACAAAAGACAAUCUAUAUGAUGAAUAACAAACAAAACACAAUUUAUAAGAACUGACAAAUGAUUAGAAAGAAUAGGCGUCAAGUUAAAAAAAAGUUUUGUCGUUAAUUUACAUUUGUCUGUAAGGCUAAAAACGACAAAAAUUUUUUUUAAUUUGAAUUAUAAGCGAAAAACAGAGUAAAAUACGAAAAUUAAAAUUGCAUAUAAACAUAAGUUUAAAAUACUUUAAACACUGAUAAAUAUUGACUGAGGCUUCGAAAAGUGUAACAAAAGUACAUCAGAUACUAUGGGUACGUUGGGACUGCAAAACGCUUCAAAAAUGACUUGUAAACAUGUCACUUUUGAUGGUUUUUGCAAUAAAUGUUUGUGUAAAAGUUUGAAAAGCUAAAAUACUGAGUAAAAUACGGUGAUUCAUUAGGGCGGGUUAGAUUUGAAAGGGAACCUAGGGCUUAAAACCAAGGCCCUAGACACCUAGUUUAGGUCCCGCAACGACAGAUUUGACUUGAAAAAAAUUUAAAACUAAUUUUACAGAUUUUGCCAGAAGUAACCGAGUACUACAAUGGUAAACCGGUCAAUAAGGCAAAGCAGAAUCAAAAGUUCAGUCCAAAAAGACUGUUUAAAGAAAUAUUCUUGCCAAGUGGAUACCCUCACAGUGUCACCACUGAUUACUUGGCCUAUCAGUUCUGGGACACUGUACAAGCAUUGGCUUCAUCACUAACUGGAGUUCUAUCGACGGCCGCGAUUUUGAAGGGCGCUGGAGUUGGGAAUCAGGUGGGUUAAUGGCUUGUAUGGUAUGGGGGAUACAGCGGGCAGAAUACGGUACAGUAGGGGUAGGUUGGAAUAGUGUAGAGUAAGGGAGGGUAGUGUAGGUAUAGUAGGUUGGGCUUAAAUAGGGAUAGCUAGAUUUACUGUAACGUAGCGUAGCUUUGGGUAGGAGGGGGAGGGAUGACAUAUGUUACAGUAGCUUUAAACAGGCAAGGCAUGGUUUGGCUUUUAUUAUGGAAAAUUUAUUUUGGCGUGUGUAGAGAAGGUUAAAGACAGGUAUGAAAUAGAUUACGGUAGUGUAAAGUCAAGUGAAGUCAUUUUUAAAAGAUAGUCAGAGUAGGGGUAUGGCUCAAAAUAGAGGUUAGUACAGAUGUAUUAGUAAGGGUAGGGGUAAGAUGAUAAAUAUAAAGGGUAGGGUAGGGUAGCGUAGGGUAGCGUAGGGUAGCGUAGGGUAGCGUAGGGUAGGGUAGGGUAGGGAAGGGCAGGGUCGGGUAGGGUAAAGUAUGGUAGGAUAUUGCAGGGUAAGGGUAGGGCUUUUAUAUAAGUAGUACUGUAUUUUUCAGGAAGCUACAGUACUCUCGGCGGCGUUGUCAUGGAUAUUGAAAGACGGUGUUGGUAUGAUUGGUCGAAUCAUUUUCGCUUGGUGCUAUGGCACUUGCUUGGAUUCGGGUGGGUUUUACUAUAAGAUAAAAUAAUGAUUUUAUAUACUAAUAUAUAAAAUUUUUAACAUGUAUUCACGUAUUUUACUUUGUAAAACUAUUAUAUAUAUCUAAAUUUAUAUUAUUAUAGACAGCAAACGCUGGCGUUUGAUGGCCGACCUUCUGAAUGACGUUUCCUUCUUCGUCGAUCUUCUGGCCGGGUUCUUGCCACAAUCCUACUUUGUCUUUAUUGUUUGUAUGUCAACAUUGAUGAGAACGAUUGUUGGCGUAUCAGGUGGGGCGACCCGAAUGGCCAUUAUCAGACAUCAGGCAAGGACUUUCUUUACAGUUUUUGAAUUUUUAAGGUUUUGGAAGAAACUUUGUUUACAACUUUGAAAAAAUGGCUUUUUACGAAAAGGGAAGAAACUUUCUUUACAAAAAUGGAAAAAUUUUUUUUGGUGUGUUUGAAGGAACUUUCUUUACAAAAUUGAAAAAAAUGAGUUUUUACGCAAAAACUUUCUUUACAGCCUUAUUCUUCAUUAAAAAACAUAAUUUCAGGCCAGACGAGAAAACCUAGCCGACGUAGCGGCCAAAGACGGCUCACAAGAAACCCUGGUCGGCCUGAUAUCACUGGCUUUGAGUAUCAUAACCUUGCCAUUAGUCGAAAGCAACAAACAUCUUGUUUGGAUAUUGUUUACCAUAUUGACUGCCAUUCAUUUGACUGCCAAUUACAAAGCGGUUACUGUGCUGGAAUUCGACGUGUUUAACGAAAAUCGACUGAAAAUUGUGGCAAAGUAAGUGGUUUUGUAGGUUUUGCGAAGAAACUUUGUUUACAAGCAUUUUUUAAGUUUUUGACAUUUUUUGUUUUGUAAAGAAAGUUCUUGCCAUUUUGUGGUUUGUAAAGAAAGUUCUUACGAUUUUACAGGGCGUCUUGUAAUGUUUGUAAAUAAAGUUUUUGCUAUUUGUCAUUUUGUAUAGAAAGUUCUUCUCAUUUCAUGCUUUGUAAAGAAAGUUCUUGUCAACUUUUGUUUUGUAAAGAAAGUUUUCGCCAUUUCAUGUUUUGUAAAGAAAAUUCUUGCCAUUUUUUGUUUUGUAAAGAAAGUUAUUGCCAUUUUUUUUGUAAAGAAAGUUAUUGAAUUUUAAACCUUAAUUAUAUACUUUUAGAGAAUUUACAAAAUCCGGUCGAAUUUUACGAAAAAAAGAAGCGAAUUCACGCGAAAAUCAGCAAUUGUUCUGCUUCGAAUCCAAAAAUCGAUAUUAUGGAUGCUCAUUGAAGAAGAUUGAAGAGUUUGAAUCAAAAAAGACUGUAAAAUACGCUGUUGGCGGCUGUAAUGCAAUUAUUGCCUACAAUGAAAAAGAAGGUGGAGCCAUUUUCAAUAAGGAUAUCACUGUUAAAGAACUACUUUUGGCCGCUUUUCGAUUGGAAUUUGAAAUUUUGGGAAGGUGGGUUUGAAUUUUUAAAAAACAGUUGAACACCUGUAGAUUAGGGUAGGGUUGGGCAAUUUAUGUUAGAGUAGAGUAGUGAGGGUAGGGUGAUAUGCUGUAAAACUACGAAAAAAUUGAGGCUAUUAUAGAGGUAAGGUCGAUGAACAUUUGGGCUGGUAUGGUUAAGUUAAGUGUGGAGUAGGGUAAAAGAUGGCGGGGGAGGAUAGGGUGGGGGCAGGGGCGUAGCUACAGAUUUUUUCUUGGAGGACGGAAGUCAAAAAAGUUUUUUUUUUUGGUUUACAGGCAGGGUAGGUAUCUUAUUCUGCAGUUGUCUGCCUUACUCUAUACUACUUUAACCUACCCUAUCUUGCCUUAUUCUACCCUUUUCUGCCCAACCCCACCCUAUUUUUCCCUACCUUACUCUACCCGACCAGUGCAUCUAUUUUAAGUUAAAGAAAAACAGCAUACGGUUUUAUAGGGUAGGGUAAGCUAUUGGAUGGCAAAGUAGUUUGUAGUAGGGUGAUAUAAAGUUUGGAAGAUCAUAGUGAUUAACAAAGUAAUUAAAAAUAUUAAUUUUUUAAAAUUUGUAAAAUUUGUGUUGUAAAAUACGGUGUAGGAAUCAUUUGUUUGCAUUCUUUAAAUUAUAGCACCAAAUUCGACGCCACAGAAUUUGCCGAAAAACUGAAACGAAAUGGUUGGUCGUUGGACUCGCAUCUUUUGUUAAUGGACGAGUAUUCGUUUGAGGAUUAA